Molecule: messenger RNA, 4537 nt
Organism: Episyrphus balteatus (marmalade hoverfly)
Lineage: Eukaryota; Metazoa; Arthropoda; Insecta; Diptera; Syrphidae
Gene: me31B
Product: ATP-dependent RNA helicase me31b
Exons: 7
Coding region: 886-2265 (459 amino acids)
Biological process (GO): cytoplasmic stress granule assembly; P-body assembly
Cellular component (GO): P-body; cytoplasmic stress granule
Molecular function (GO): RNA helicase activity; mRNA binding; ATP binding
Source: RefSeq, a predicted model, not a curated record
AGCUGUUGGCAUUCGAGAAAGAAAGAAAUAAGCAAAGUGUGAACGAAGGCAACAUAUUUAUUAUAAAAAAGAAUAAAAAAAAAAACGCCAAGAAAAAAAAAGGAAAGUGCAUUUUCAAAGAGAUAAAAAGUUAAAAAAUCUACAAUUUAUUAUCCGAAAAAAAAUCCGAGAUCAAAACGUAUCUUUCCAUGGAUAUUUGAAAAAAGCAAACAAGAUUCAUAUCCGCAAUUGCGUUUUUAGAAAACAAAACAAAAAAAAAAAAACAAAAACUUCUUGUGAUAAAACAAAAAAACAAUUGAAAGCAAAAAAAAAAAAAAACUAAACCGUGAAUGUGUUUAAAAAAUACAAACAAACAAAAAAACAAUUUUAAAACAAAUCAACAAAAAAAAAAAAACAAAAACUUAAAACAAAAUAAUAUAAUGACAAGUGCAUUAUAAAAAUCUUCAAUUUAUCAUUUUUAUAUUAAAAACGGUGAAUUGUGAAAAAAAGUUAAUAAAACAAAAAACAAUAAUUAACAAAACAAAAGCAGCAUAAGCAAACGAUUUUAAUAUUUAUAUAAGUAUAUUUUGUAUAGAAAGUAACAACAAUAAAUAUAUAAAAAAAUAAAUAUUUUAUGUUCUUGAAUGUAACCAACUAAUUAAGAAUAAAAAAAUAUAAAUAAAUAAAAUAAAACUCAAAAAACAAUACAUCCGUCGGAAACCGAACUAAAUUAAAAAAAUCUUAAAUUAAUAAACUAAUUAUAUAUAUCAGCCCGGACUUUUUUUCCGACUCGACGCGAGAACAUAAUAAAAAAAAUUAUAAAACAAAAAAACUAGAAGAUCAGAAGCGAAGGAGUUAGAGAAGUUUUCAUUUUUGUGAAAACAAUAUAGCCAAUAAGUUUACAAGAUGAUGACAGAAAUAAACGCGGCCAAUCACCUGAAUAACAUUGGCACGCCAAAAAGCAUGGUCAACGAGAAGGCUCUUGUUGCGACAUCUCUCAGCGAUGACAUGGGCUGGAAAGCUAAACUAAAAAUCCCGCCAAAGGAUAAUAGGAUUAAGACUAGUGAUGUUACUGACACCCGUGGUAAUGAAUUUGAGGAAUUUUGUUUGAAACGUCAACUUCUGAUGGGAAUAUUUGAAAAGGGCUGGGAAAAACCAUCGCCCAUUCAAGAAGCAGCAAUUCCCAUCGCCCUCAGUGGGAAGGAUGUGCUGGCCCGUGCCAAGAACGGUACCGGCAAAACUGGUGCGUACUGUAUUCCCGUGCUGGAACAAAUCGAUCCCUCCAAGGAUAUCAUUCAGGCCCUUGUUAUUGUGCCCACGAGAGAACUGGCCCUGCAGACUUCACAAAUUUGCAUUGAAUUAGCAAAACAUUUAGAUAUUAGAGUUAUGGUGACAACUGGUGGUACCAAUUUAAAAGAUGAUAUUUUGAGAAUAUACCAAAAGGUACAACUAAUUAUUGCGACACCGGGUCGUAUUUUGGACUUAAUGGAUAAGAAAGUGGCCGAUAUGUCAAACUGUAGGAUUCUUGUGCUGGACGAGGCAGAUAAACUUUUAUCACUAGAUUUUCAAGGCAUGCUGGACCAUGUUAUAAUGAAACUGCCGAAAGAUCCACAAAUUCUGCUAUUUUCGGCCACAUUCCCGCUCAGUGUUAAAAAUUUUAUGGAAAAACAUCUACGCGAACCCUACGAGAUUAAUUUGAUGGAAGAACUAACACUUAAGGGUGUUACGCAAUAUUAUGCUUUUGUGCAAGAACGACAAAAAGUCCAUUGCUUGAAUACGUUGUUUUCGAAAUUACAAAUCAAUCAAUCGAUUAUAUUUUGCAAUUCGACGCAGCGUGUCGAAUUGCUUGCCAAAAAGAUCACCGAAUUGGGAUACUGCUGUUACUACAUACACGCUAAGAUGGCGCAAGCGCACAGAAAUCGGGUUUUCCAUGACUUCCGACAGGGGCUAUGCAGAAAUUUAGUCUGUUCUGAUUUGUUUACACGUGGUAUUGAUGUACAGGCUGUGAAUGUUGUUAUUAAUUUUGAUUUUCCACGAAUGGCUGAAACAUACUUGCAUCGUAUUGGUCGUUCAGGACGAUUUGGACACUUGGGUAUUGCCAUCAAUCUAAUUACCUACGAGGAUCGUUUCGAUUUACAUCGUAUUGAAAAAGAACUUGGAACUGAGAUUAAACCAAUUCCAAAGGUUAUCGAUCCAGCUCUCUAUGUUGCCAAUGCAUUAACUGCCGGAAAUGGCAAUACCGAUUUGAAUAAUUCAACCAACGAAGAAGUCAAUGUGAGCAAGUGAAACGAAAUAAACACCGAUUUAUAACAACACAUGAAUCAAUAUUAUUAUCAUCAUAAUCAUUAUUAUCAUCAUCAUCAACACAAACAUUAUCAUCAUCAAGUACCACAACAACAACAAUUUCAACUACAACAACACCAAAACGAACAACAACAUCAACAACAACAACGUUCUAAACACAAUUUUUCAAAAUACUAAAAAUUAAAAAAGAAAGCAAAAAAUACAAAAAAGAGGAAGAAGAAAAAAAAUAGAAGAUUUAUAAACUAAAUUAAAAAACAGAUUAAAAAAAUCCAAAAUUAAUCGCUAAAUUAUACAUAAAAUGAAUAAAUAAACUUAAAAAAGAAAAAUAAACAAUGAAGUGCAAGUUAUAGUGAUUUUAUCUGUUUUCCCCCCCUUUAAAAAAUAAAAUACAAAACGAAAAAAAAACCAAUAAAACAAACAUUUCAAAAACAAAUACAAAAAUAUAUGUUUUUUCUUAAAAAAAAAUUAAGUGAAAACGAGAUUUCAAAAAAACUCAAAAUAUACAAUCAAGCUUCCAAAAACUCUAAACAGAGAAGCAAAUUGAAAGUUGAAAAACACCUCAACAACAACAACAAGAAAGAAAAAAAAAAACUUAUUUGCGGCCAAUUUUUCUAUAAAAGCUAAGGCAUUGUGUUGAAAAUAAAUUAAAUGGGUUGGUGAAUUGGAAAAUUAAAAAGAAAACUAAUCUUUUUUUUAAGCUUUUUUUCUAAUUUGUAUGAAUGUGUAAUAAAAAAGGAAUUAAAUAAAAAAAAUAAAACAAUCGAGUAUUAAAAAUAAAAAAACAAGCAGUUUUAAAGCUAUACAAAAAAUAAAGGGGCAAUAGAUUUCGCCGUUUUCUAUGCGUCCCCUUCCGGCGACAAAAGUAAAAGGAACAAACAAAACAAAAAAUGUCUCGAUAACUUUUUUCUUUUUUUUUUUUAAAUUUAAAUUAUGUUUAAGCUUGCGUGUGAUGGAAGAAGAAGAAUUUAUGAAACUUAAUUGAAAAAAAUAAAGUAUCUUGUGAUCUGUAAAGUACAUAAAAAACUUUUCAAAUAAAAAGAAAAAAAAAACCAACGGGCUAGGUAAAUUCCGAAAUAAAAAUUAGCAAUUCUCUGUAACGUUUUUCAAUUCAAUCAAAAAACCAAAUCAAUCAAUCCGGGAGUUAGAACAUAAUUUUAACGCACAAAAAAUUAAAAAAAAAAACAACUACUGGCUGUUUCUAAAGUAUACAAAAAAACAUGAGUGAUCUAAACGUUGCGCGUUCUGCAUGUGAUGGUAUAUAUAAAAAAAAACAACAACACAAAAUUGUGCAAAAUCUCCAAACCAGCCCAUCAAAGAACAAAGAUCUCAAAAAAUCAAGCAGAUAUCAUUUUAUUAUUAAUUAAAAUAACAAUUCAUUAUUUCAGCUAUCAAAAAAAAAAAAAAAAAAAAAAACAGCCAACGUUAUUUAAAAAAAAACAUCUUUUUAACUUUUGCCAAACCCUGAUCAUUAACAUACAUUUUUUUUUUUUUAAUUCAAAUAUUUAUUAUUUUUUUAAACUUUUCCGUUUGGUCAGCUAUGCAAUAAUUAUUGAAAAAAAAAACAAAAACAAAUCAAGUAUAUUAUUAUAUAUUUUUUUAAAUUUUUAGUAUUUUUUAGGGAAAUCUAAAUUGUUGAACAAUAAAUAAAUAAAUAAAAAUAAAACAAAUCAAGAAGGAUGAAAAAAAAAAUCAUGUGCAAUUUUUAUUAAAUUGAAAAGUUUUAAUAUAUUUUUUUGUUUAUGCAUUCUUUUUACUGGCAUGAAAAGAGAAAGAAAAAAAAAGAAAAAUAAUUUUCAUUUAUAUAUUUUAAAUUUUAAAACGAAUUAAUUAAUAACUUUUCAAUUUAAUAAAGAUUAUUUUUAAUAAAAUUAAAUAAAAUAAAAAAAAAUCAAGAUAAAAAAUCAAAUUGCCAUUUUUAAACAGCGCAGGUCUCUGUCCCCCCAAAAAUUAAAUUUAUAAAGAAUAUAAAAAAAAAUUAAAUCAAUGAGAAAAAAAUAAGUAUGUAGUAGAAUCAUUGCAGUUCUUUUUUUUUUAAUUUAUGAUUCCGUUAAUUCAUUUAUUCAAUUAUUGUAAUAGUUUCUUUUUUUUUUAAAUUGUACACAAAUAUUAUUGAAUCAAAAAAAAAUGUUAUAUUUUCCAUAAAGAAACAAAAACAAGAGAAUCUUAUCCAUAGUCCCUGUUAUUAAAAAAAAAAAAUAAAUAAAAACAAAAACAAAUGAACAAGAAUAAAAAAAAAAAAAAAACAAAACAUACA